Messenger RNA from Ostrea edulis (European flat oyster), 772 nucleotides. RefSeq lists its product as uncharacterized. Gene Ontology annotation, molecular function: protein binding. The record is from RefSeq and is a predicted model, not a curated record. NCBI's taxonomy places the organism in Eukaryota, Metazoa, Mollusca, Bivalvia, Ostreida, Ostreidae. Bases 47 to 751 code for a protein of 234 amino acids. The transcript has 3 exons.
AGUGCAGUGCUAGGUGAUAAGACACUUGAUUCAAAGACUAAACAUCAUGCGGAUCGUAUUGCUGAUGACCAUUCCUUUGGUAGGACAUCUCGUUACCCCAUCACAUGCUGAAUAUGAUGAUUUACGACAAGAAAUUAUCUUGCUUAAAACAGCUUUCCACCAGAAAACAGAAGAAAUCAACAAACAAAUGUUUAUUUUUCGAAAACAGAUAGCCAGGUUAGAAAAAGAAAACCAGCAAAAAAAUAAAGAACUCGCUGCACUACAGAAGAUCCUUCACGAGAUUUCUAUAGCUGAGCAAAAUUAUUAUGUGCAAACAAGGAACAAAGAUAAAAUUCGAAAGAGAACGUCUUCGACUACAGUUGCUUUCCAUGCCUGUUUCUCAAAUGACGUCAAUUAUCUAGGGAGAAGUCAAACCCUCAUUUUUGACAGAGUAAUCACAGACACAAAUACUGGAUAUUCAAGAUCUAGUGGAACAUACAGAAUUCCCAGAACUGGGUUUUACGUAAUAACAUGGGUCACACCUGUUGUUGGAAAUAUACCCUUUGAGCUACUUGUGAACGGGGAACAAAGGGGUCGGACUGAUCCAUCCAGUACUGGAAAUGGUGCAUCUCAAAGUACAUCAGGAAUAGCCGUACUGUCAUUGUAUCAAAACGACAACUUGAGUAUCCGUACUCAUCCAAGCGCAAGUCCUGUUGGUGCACUCGUAAGCAACACAUGGCAAGAUGCAUGUUUUUCACUAUGGAGUAUUUAACAAAUAAAGUUUACAUACAAA